AGGUUAAAAUCGGGGUCAACGGGGCGAAAGAUAACAAAAAUUCUGACACGAAACCACGACUAUAAAUAUGCGGUUUGUGCAAUUUUUGCAAAAUGGCAGGCAAUAUAUUGGAUUGGAACUUAAACAAGGAGGUGAUCUGAUUAACUUGCACCAGGCGGACGCAAAUAUUCCCUCUGAUUUGCGUACUUUUAUUGAGGCUGGAAAUGACCUGUGGAAAACUGCUGGAAGUCUGUCUGUGAGGACUGACUGCAUUGUGAAGAGAGAUAGUGUGAAAUUACUAGCUCCUGUAACAUCAUGUGACAAAGUUUUAUGUAUCGGAAUGAAUUACAUAGACCAUUGUGAGGAACAGAAUGCUCCAGUUCCAAUAGAACCAGUGAUCUUCAACAAGUUCCCAAGUUGUAUAAUUGGACCAAACGAUAACCUAACAUAUCCUAAAGAGACAGAGUGUCUGGACUGGGAGGUGGAAAUGGUUAUAGUCAUUGGAAAGGAAGCCAAGAAUGUAAAGGUAGAUGAUGCAAUGCAGUAUGUGUUUGGUUAUACUGUAGCAAAUGAUGUGAGUGCACGGGACUGGCAGUUGACACCUGGGAAGAAUGGUGGUCAGUGGGUUAUAGGAAAGGCUAUGGAUGAGUUCUGUCCCCUUGGACCAUCCAUUGUUACCCCCGAUGAAUUAGGAGAUCCACAUAACCUUGGUUUGAGAUGUAGAGUGAAUGGGGUCACAAAACAGGACAGUAACACAAAUCAGCUGGUACACAAAACUGAACAGAUGAUAGCAUUUAUUACAAGGUUUAUGACUCUGAAACCUGGGGAUCUCAUUUUGACUGGUACACCUCCAGGUGUUGGUUGCUUUAGAAAACCACCAGAGUAUCUCAAGAGAGGUGAUGUGGUAGAAGUUGAGAUAGACAAGAUUGGAACUGUUGUCACAAAGAUCAUCUGAGAAUUAUGUGGCUAUAUACACAGGGACAUUCCUAUAAAAACAUAUUUGAGCCGUGCCAUGAGAAAACCAACAUAGUGGCUUUGCGACCAGCAUGGAUCCAGACCAGCCUGCACAUCCGUGCAGUCUGGUCAGGAUCCAUGUUUUUCACUUUCAAAGCCUAUUGCAAUUAGAGAAACCGUUAGCGAACAGCAUGGAUGUGCAGGCUGAUCUGGAUCCAUGCUGGUCGCAAAGCCACUAUGUUGGUUUUAUCAUGGCGUGGCUCUUUUUAGCCAUUGACUCAGUUUAUUGUCAAAAUUCAUUAGUGUCUACAUCACAGUAUGAUUCCUUAGUUCAGAAUUACCAAACUAUGAGAAAACACAUGAAAUUAAGUAUUUUAGAAAGAAAGAAAUAACAAAAAAGCUCACCGAUAUGGUGUCGCCUCUUCCCCAACUGACCCAUUGUCAUACUGUAUCAUUGUAUUAUGUAUUUAACCAGUUAACAAGAUAGACCAUCAGUUACAUUGUUUUGGAUUAAGUGGAUCAAACAGUUAACCUUCACCCUGCUAAAUUUUUAUAAUGGACUGGUCCAUCAUUCAAUUUGGGCAGUACCAUUUAUCAUUUGAAGGUUUUUUUUACUGAAAAUGUACUGACUGAAUAGCGAGCAGUGCAGACCAUGAUCAGACUGCACGGAUGUGCAGGCUGAUCUUGGUCUGCACUGAUCGCAAAGGCAGAUUCACUUGCCACAGCAGGCUCAAGGUUAUACAGGAGAUUUUUUGUUAAUUGCCGCUUUAUUAUUCAAGAUAUACACUGUUCUAAACAUAUCCAAGAGUGGUUGUAGGAUCUUUUUGAACUUUUGAAAUAUAUCAAUUGAUGUAAAUUUUAUAAGCAAAAAGUAUUUUCCCCACUGUAAAAAUAUAAGAGUUCUUGCUUUUACGUUAACUAAGUUAUUCUGAAGUUUUUGACAAUCUAUUCUCAGAUAAAAUUGAAUUGAUCUUUUUUUUUUAAAUUUAGUGUCAAAAAUGACUAGAAUUUAUAAUGGAAAAAAAAAAACAACAUCAAUUUUGUUUUACAAUAAUCAAGAUAUUUUGAAUAUAUUUAAAGUUCAUAUCACUACUCUCAGAGUUCUUUGGAACAUUGUGUAAUAUCAGUCGUAUUGUCUUAUGUAUAAAAUUCAAGAAAAAAACCUUGUUACGGAAAAAGAUGGAGAAAGCUAUUGUUAGUAAAUAAUAUAUAUACAAGGCUGUAUGAUUUUGUAAAUGAUUAUCAUGAAGCAUUAGGCCUAAAAAAUGUUUGUUUUCGGUAUCCUGACCUACCCUAAAUUUUUUGCCCAACCCUGAAUUUUUUCAUGGCCUUGGAGAAGUUUUUUUUCAACUUUUUAACAAAAAGUUGCAAAACUGCACUUUUUAUGCUUUAAACAUGGUCAGUGAUGUUAUAAAUCAAUUUACUGAUGCUCUAAAGGCAUAAACCCCUCAUUUGUUAUCAUUUUCUACACAAAAAUAAUUUCCGGAAAGUCCCUCUUAAAAAAAUUCCAAAAUAUAAAAUUUACCGACCUACUUGCCUACCCUAUUUUUUUUUUGAGCAGGUUACCGGAAACAAACAAUCUUUUUUUAGGCCUUAUAUCAAAUAUAUGGAUCAUUCCAUGACAAAAUCUGUAGUUUUGUUAUCAUUUCCAUAUCAAAAAAAUAGUUUAAAUCGCUUAUCCUGCUAAAUUUAUAUAAUGAACUUGUCAUUUGGAUGGUACCAUUAAUGUUAAAAGGGGUGCAUACCAAAAAGAUACUGACUGAAUGGGGAACAGUGCAGAUCAUGAUCAGACUGCAUGGAUGUGCAGGCUGAUCAUGAUCUGUACUGGUUGCAAAGGCAGAAUCGAUCGUGUCCAGCAUGGUAAGGGUUAAAAUGCUUGAAAAUCAUUGUUUUUGUAGUGUUGGUGCAGAAACUAGUUUAUUGUUAAUUCAUUGUUCAAGACAUAGCAGAUUAUACAAUAUUUUACAAAUAAAUGUUAUGUGAGUUUUUUUUUUUAACUGAAAUUGAAAAUAAACCAUACACCAUGAGUAAACAGAGGUUUAUAAUUUAAAAGGUCCUUGAUGAAACCAAAAAUACAUGACUUAAUUAUUUUCAGUAAAUGGUAAACACCACUAUUAAAAUCUAGCUGUUCUUUGAUUCAGAUGAAAUACACCGGUUUAAUAUCAUUAUUUUGACAUUUUCUAGUUUAUCAGAUUUUCAGAGACUUAUAUCUCCAUAAAGAAAUAUGAACUAUUAGAAAAUGAGGUGUUAUCAUUUUUAUAAGAAAGAUACAAUUCAUUUCAUAUAUUCAGUUAUUAUUCACCCUUUUUGCUUCUUUCAGUGUCUCUUUUUGAGACAUAAACUUUUUAUGCCGUCUUUUUUAUUUAGCAUGUGAUAUGAGCAUACAGAUUUCAAAACCAUACUUUCAGUACAUACUGAAAUGCAGUAGGGUAAAAAGAAAACACAUUGCUUUUGAGAAAUGGCACAAGUAAGGGAAGAAAGAUUCUGCCUAUUUAUAUUUGGACUACUAGACCUGCAUAGGCUUACAUUUAAUUUGGUAGUGUUCAGCCUAAAAUGUUUCUGAACAGUCUCAAAAUCUUUAAGUAUAUGAUAUCAGUUUAGUGAUAUUCAGUAUUUGUUGCAUAAGUGACAAGCAAUAUGCCAGCCAUGAAUGAUAAUGCCAUUUCCAUGUCUGCGUUGUACUGUUUUCAAUGCAUUUCUGUCUCUUAAACACAUUAACUUGCUUAAAAGCACUGUAAGUUGUGAAAUAGUGAAGAGAACUUUUCACAUUCGAAAGGCAAAAACAAUGUUAUUCAUGAAUAUUCCAUUACCUGAAUUUUGAUUUUUUGUCACUUAUACAUUUUUUGUCAUGGAGUGGCCCAUAUAAUUAUCUGAUUUUAUAAUUAUUCAAAUGAUAACAUAUUUAAACAGGUGCUGGUCACUAUUCUAUUCAGGGAUAUUUGUAUUGUAUAUAUAGAUUAAUUGUACAUGAUUUAAUAAAGUCAUUGAAUUUCAA
Molecule: messenger RNA, 3928 nt
Organism: Mercenaria mercenaria
Lineage: Eukaryota; Metazoa; Mollusca; Bivalvia; Venerida; Veneridae
Product: fumarylacetoacetate hydrolase domain-containing protein 2-like
Exons: 7
Coding region: 68-934 (288 amino acids)
Molecular function (GO): hydro-lyase activity
Source: RefSeq, a predicted model, not a curated record